AGCCGGCCCGCACUGCCUCCCCUAACAUAAGUCCAGUGGCCACAAAGGCGCGAGAAUGCCAUCGAACUCACUGAUCAAGAAUAUGAAUGCGUUCCCACGCGGCCACAACCUUCGUACUUCAACACAACCAACAUCUCCCCUCUGGGUAUAUAACACACGGUCUUGAGCGGUAUCCGCCUGUUUUCCAUUGACACUAUGAGGGACCCCUACUCUCGCGACUUUGAAGAUUGGAUCAUGGAUGAAGUAUAUCCCGACGAUAUCUAUCCAAUCAGUCCUACUCCUCGGCCUAUGAUCACAUACAACUUCAGGAACCCUUUCACGAUCUUGCACAAUGGGCCGGAUGGAAAAUUCAAGGGCGCGAGGACCAUCACAUUCACAUGCUCGCGCUCAAACACUAGAUUGACAGUUGUUGAAUCGAAUGGAUGGGAGGACCAUGUCGUUGACCCGGAGAGGACACUCAGGCGGGUGGCUGCUUCUGGAUUUUAUGAAGUACUGGGGAAGAGUGGACAUGUUUUUCUGGAUGAGUCCAGAUGCAGCGACGCCGAAGAACAAGAAACGAAUUUUGAUUCGCAGCAAGUCGAAUACCAGUCUCAACCCUUGGAUUUCGACAACGAGAUGGAAACAUCAGCAGGGAAACGAGGCGUUCGGUUCUAUGGAUAAACGAGUUUGUCGAUCACUCAUGUUGCCUCCACACUCCGUCCAUACGAUAUCGUAGCUUUUGUCCUUAUCAUGUGUGUUUUAUAAUACGGAACUACUGCCAUUGAUCUUGCAUGGAGGGUGCAACUCGUUUGGAGACAGCGAUGUUAGGGUUUCUGCCGUUAUUUGGAACCCGAUUUAGGGUGACCAUGCUGUCGCUUUCUUCUCACCGAGAAGGAAACCCAGUUGAUCUCACAUACUUGGGCAUUUCCGUCAAACAAAAUCUCCAGGCGCCAACAGACCUCUCAGUGCAAUGGGAGUAGGCCAUUACUUGGACUGCUAG
Cantharellus anzutake is the source of this 979-nucleotide messenger RNA. RefSeq lists its product as uncharacterized. Lineage: Eukaryota; Fungi; Basidiomycota; Agaricomycetes; Cantharellales; Hydnaceae. The record is from RefSeq and is a predicted model, not a curated record. The transcript has 4 exons. The coding region runs from base 196 to 660 and encodes 154 amino acids.